AGCCACAGGUCCAAGAGCGGAUGGGCCCAGACUUCAGGAGGGGGGAGGGGAGAGAGGGCUCCGUCCCGGGGGAGACCAAGCACCAGAGGAGCGCCGCCACAUCCACAGAGUGCGUCGGCCCCGUCUACGCCCCCGACCUUCACCACCGACACUCGUCGGCGUUCACCGAGUGCUCCGCCCUCGCCAGCGCAGGGGCACACCGGCUAGGGGACCCCAGCGGAGCAGCGGGGUGGCCCGGCGGGGGGCCUGGGGUGCUGCCACCCUCGGUCCUCUCCCAGCACACCCAGGACCUGAUCAGCAAGAUCGAGCGGGUGGGAGACACGACGAGCGCCCACGACGGAGAGACCGAGAGAGGAGGCCGAGCUCACAGGGCGGCGGGGGAGGACGGCGAGGAGAAGCAGCCGACGCCCAAGUCUCCUCGGAGGGGGGUGGCGGCCACAGCGCCCCUCGCAGCCCUGGAGGUCCACAUCCCCCGGACGGUGUUCUACGGGGUGGAAGAGAUGCUGGAGAGCAAACGGCCCAGCGUGCAGAGCGACGACGGCAGGGAGGACGGAGAGGGAGGGAGGAGGGUGGAGAGGAGGGACAGCUGGAGGAUAGGGAAGCCCUUGAGUCGCAUCGAGUCCCUCAAAGAGAAGAUCCGACAGAAGGAGAGAGAGAAGCUGAGGAACAUGGAGGCAGGGGUGGGAGACAGGGAGGGGGAGGGGGGAGAGGGUAACGGGUCUCAGGGAGACAGUUGUGAGGAGAGGAGAGAGGGAGGAGCAGAGAGGGAGGGAGACGUUAACACGAGGAAGGGAGGAGAGAAAGAAAGCAGACAGGAAGGAGUUGCGACACACACAGACGCUGUGGUUUACGUCAGACAGGAAGUUGGUUUGUUGAAAUCCAUCCCACAGCUUCCUGUUCCUGCUUCGUUCUCUCUAAGCGGCCGGGUCGAGAAAGAAAGCGGAGGGAUUUCAAUCAUCGUCUCAGAGCCUGAGUCCGACAGCGACGAGGAGGAGGAUCGCCUCAGACAUGAAGAACUGAGGUGCGGCGCAAAGAUCUGGCAGAGAAGACAAGCGGACAGCCGAGGAGAAGAGGAGGAACUCCCAGAAGAAGAAGAAGAGGUGGUGGAGUACCCUUCACACUCUCCCUCUCCGCCUCUCCCUCACUCGCUGGAAGCCAUGAGCCGAAUCUACAACCUCAAGACGGUGGGCUCCAGGACAGCUCUGAGCCUGAGUGAGAGAGCAGUGGAUCUGCCCUCUCACAUCAAGGUCCAGCCCCACACGGGGGUGCCCCAGGAGGCUAGCCCCGCAGAGGGGCCCGAGGGGAGGCCCCAGCGGGGUGAGGGGCCCUCGUCGGACGCCAGAUCUCUACAGCGCCAGCUGGAGAACCUCCAGCUGAGGGAACAGGAAGCGCGAAGGCCGUCUGACGACAGCUCGUCCCAGACGUCUGCAGGAAAGCCCCAGGGUCUGACGGACCAGAGGGAGGCGAGGGCACAGGUGAGCCCCAGACUGCAGCACCCGCCAAGGGAGAACCACACCUCCAGACCCCAGCACCCACCCAGGGAGAACCACACCUCCAGACCCCAGCACCCACCCAGGGAGAACCACACCUCCAGACCCCAGCAGGAGGAGACCACGCGGGGGCCCCAGCAACUGAGAUCCCCCCUCCUCCGGCCAAAGCAGGCCCAGACAUCCACCGAACCCAGAUCCACCCACUCCCGCUCUCUCCUCUGCCCCUCCCAUGAGAACUCUCUAAAACAUCCAGGCAGGGUGAGUUGCCCCCCCACCCCUUCCUCCUCCCCCUGCUCUCCCUCUCCAGCCUCCUCCCCCUCCAUCUCCCCUUCCCCCUCUCCCACCCUCUUCACCAUCCGGAGUGCGUCCGGGGCUCAGCCAGGGAAGAGGGGAGCCACCAUCACCAUCACCCCCAGAAAGGCUGCCGCGGAUGGGCAGGCAGCGGGCCCCAUACCCCCCAACACCUCCAAAACCUCCCCCACCUCCACCUUCACCCCCAAGACACUGAGCCAGCUGCCCACCCUGACUGAAGCAGGGGUGGGGGGCAAGAAGAGGUACCCCACCGCGGAGGAGAUCCAGGUGAUAGGAGGGUAUCAGAACCUGGACAGGUCCUGUCUCACCAAGAGCAGAGGGACUUCCAAAGGGGUGAAAGUGUGUUUUGACGAGGCCCAGCUGGAGCGUGUGUGUGAGUACCCGUCCGAGACCUCUCUGCUCAGCUCCACCCCCCACCCUCACCCCCAGGACAAGGCGGAGGUGAGGCGGGAGGAGGAGGAGGAGGAAGAGGAGGAGAGAGGAAUCUGUGGGCCCAAAAACACCCGGAGUGUGGGAGCAGCGACAGGCAGAGUGCUGAGAGUCGAUGAGUCGUGUCCACGCUAAAGGCCAGAGGCACCAACACAAUACUCACGGCAUGUGAGGACAGACUGGUCACACAGCCACACUAUUCACAUUUAUACCACCAUGUGUCACAGUUACUUAUUCCUUUUUUAAUUAUGGAUAAACAUUUGUUACGUGCAAUUUUUGUUUUACUUAGCAAAAGGAACGGACUGACUUGUAUGCAGUGAAUGGGAGUGUUAUAGGUUGUUAGUAGGACCCUGUUUUCAGGGAAACAGUAAAUACUGUCAAAUAUUAAAUAUGACAUAAAUCUGAAUAUGUUGAAUAUGAUAAUUACUUUUAACAUCAGGUGUUGAAAGGAUGAUCACAUGUCUAUGCACAUUAGUUUACUUGGUGAUGGAAUGUUGAAUAUGGAAUGUAAAAUAUAGAAGGAGGAAUAUGGAAUAUGGAAUGUGAAACAUGCAAUGUGGAAUAUAGAAUUAGGAAUGUGGAAUGUUUGGAGGGGGGGGGGCGUUUACCAAAUUGAAUUUUAGUGAUGGAUCAGCCCUGUGAAGAUUCUGCGAUGUUUAUAACAUCUGGUGUCUGUGCCUGAUGGAUUUGCCCAUACAGAUUUUUACAACAACUGUUGUUAUGUGAGUGUUUGCAAAUAGGUUAUACUUCACUCAAAAAAAUAUGCAUUGAAAUAGGAAAGGGUGGUAGAGGAGUUUUAUUAAGAUUAAUAUUUGAAAGUGUUGCUAGAUAAUGUUAAUAUGAUAUUGUACAUGUCCAAAUGUAAAUGGUGAUUCUCUUUUGGUCAAUGGACUUGUGUUAUUUUGGGUCUUUCCACCAGGCCUUAACUGCUUACAUAAUGAAAACUCACAUCUUUAGUUUUACCACAUAGAAUCAUGACUUGUUGCCGUGGGGAUAAGACCAUAGGUUGUGGUCUGUGAAUAUUGUUUCAGUUAUUUUCUUGAGAAUGUUUUCCUUAGAUAUUUACAAAUUUUGUUUCUGAUUGUUUUCUAAUGUGGUUGAAGAAGCUGGCUUCAAGAGAAAUUUUAAUAAA
Molecule: messenger RNA, 3363 nt
Organism: Osmerus eperlanus (European smelt)
Lineage: Eukaryota; Metazoa; Chordata; Actinopteri; Osmeriformes; Osmeridae
Gene: ppp1r18
Product: protein phosphatase 1, regulatory subunit 18
Exons: 3
Coding region: 21-2366 (781 amino acids)
Molecular function (GO): phosphatase binding
Source: RefSeq, a predicted model, not a curated record